GAUUGAUCGAAUCGUCCGACUGGCGGCACUUAUAAUUCGUCUUGUCGAUCGUUUCGGACAAAUUCGGACGCAGUUGGAUGAAUUCUUGGAAUCACUUGAUGGUUUGGCAUGUGCGAGAGGUAUUCGCGUUCGAAUGGACUCAAUUUUGAGUUCUCUGUAUGAUUGGAAUGAAUAUCUCAAUCACGGAUAGUUUUGGAUAAUGACCAGGCGAUCGCUAAUCUCAAUUUCUUGUUAUUGUACUCUCACUUCGAAUCUCCUAUCUAGACUACAAGCAGCCCGGGUCGUAGUGGGUGUGCGUGCGAUAGUGCGGUUUUGAGUUUUAUGUUUUGCGCUUGCCACAUUGCUCGGCGUUGAGAAAGCAUUUCCUAUCCCUUACUGAAAUUUUCCUGAAAACCAUUGAGCUGUUCAAAAAAAAUAUUCUUUUCUGGCUGUCCAGGCACGCUUCUAUGAAAAUCUAAAUACGCUGCUGGCUGCCUUCUACAGAUCACAUAGUGCUCUCACAAACCUCUCAGUUGAGCUACCAGACAUGGGUGAUAUCUUCAUGGUCGUGUCAUAGUUCUAUCUUUCCCAUGUGAAUGAUGUGAAAUAUAAAGACAUUGAUUCUGGGUUAUUGUUCUUAACAUUGUACGUUCAUUCAACUCAGCUCUGCAGGUGUGUUUGCAAGGUCCAAUGUAGGGGGUUGCAAUCAUGUAGCCAGAGAGAAUGUGGACUGUUUUCAGCGAAACUGCAGAGUCCAUUGUAUGAAACCUGUUGUUUCUCAGAAAGCGUCCAAACUGAGCCAAGAAUUAGAGGGCAACACAUGGAGUCGUAUGCAAAACAAGCGAGCCGUGCACGUGAGAGCACUGCAAAGAGUGCAUGUGCGAGCUACAACCGCUGUAGAUACUCCGACAAAAGUAUUUCCAGCAUUCUUACCACCAGAAGUGCAGUUCUUGGAAGAACCUGCCGCCCGAGAAAUGGCUUACAGAAUGCAGCAAGUGCCCGUUCAGACAAGUCUCUCCCAACAACCGAUUUUGACCAGCACUGUCGUCUCCAAGGCAGGAGAUGGAAAGCCUCCAGUCCUGCUUCUUCACGGCUUCGACAGUUCUCUAUUGGAAUGGCGGCGCCUAUUUCCUCUGUUGGAAGCUGGCGGUGCCCAGUCAUAUGCCGUCGACAUCCUUGGUUGGGGAUUUAACAACACAGAGGGAGUAACAUCUUUUGGAGUUGAAGCCAAACGAGAGCAUCUCUACGAGUUUUGGAAAACCUACAUCAAGAAACCAAUGGUUCUGGUUGGAGCCAGUCUUGGAGGUUCGAUAGCAAUUGACUUCGCUGUGACUCAUCCUGAUGCAGUUGCGAAACUCGUUUUGAUUGAUGCCCAAGGAUUUGCUGAAGGUGUUGGCAAUAUGGCUACAAUACCAAAAUUUAUGGCUUAUGCCGGGAUCGCACUUCUGAAGAGUGUCCCUCUUCGAUCCUACGCAUUCUAUCUAGCUUUCGCCAAAACCACAAUGAGCGCUAUAGCAGAUGGCAUGCGGGUGGGGAGACUGCAUUGUUUGGUGCCUGGUUGGGCUGAUUCGUCUGUCAACUUCAUGCUUAGCGGAGGCUACAAUGUGGCCUCGAAAAUACCCGAGGUGCAACAAGAAACUCUCGUAAUAUGGGGAGAGCAAGAUAAGAUUUUGCCGAGGGAGUAUGCUGAGAGGUUUCGGAAGGAGCUUCCACGACCACAACUAGAAUUAGUGAAAGAUGCCGGGCACAUUCCGCACGUUGAACAACCAUCUGUUGUUGCAGACUUGAUUUUAAAAUUCAUCUCAACCACCUAGGUUACCGAGGCAGCUUCUAGUACCGUGGAAGAAGAUGCCACAACCAAUUUUCUACGAAGGAAAACACCUGUCUGCUGUAUAGUUUGGCAGUAAUCACUUUGAGUAGUUAGACCAAUUGAAUGCUUUUACUUGUUAAUCGCACUUUCUGUGCCAAAGGUAAUGAC
Messenger RNA from Marchantia polymorpha subsp. ruderalis, 1957 nucleotides. NCBI's taxonomy places the organism in Eukaryota, Viridiplantae, Streptophyta, Marchantiopsida, Marchantiales, Marchantiaceae. The record is from the annotation of a GenBank genome assembly.